Molecule: messenger RNA, 3866 nt
Organism: Ochlerotatus camptorhynchus
Lineage: Eukaryota; Metazoa; Arthropoda; Insecta; Diptera; Culicidae
Gene: Sytbeta
Product: Synaptotagmin beta
Exons: 8
Coding region: 739-2298 (519 amino acids)
Biological process (GO): cellular response to calcium ion; calcium-ion regulated exocytosis; regulation of dopamine secretion
Cellular component (GO): plasma membrane; exocytic vesicle
Molecular function (GO): calcium-dependent phospholipid binding; clathrin binding; SNARE binding
Source: RefSeq, a predicted model, not a curated record
CGAAGCAGGAACUCUGUAGGUACAUUGCUGCAAAGCUGCUUUGCCGCCCGCGCGUUUUUUGCUCCAGCUCUCAGGGGAUCCUAUGGGGGAUGCAGCUUUUCGAGAAGUGGAAUAAUUUAAUUCAAGGCGUUCGACUAACUGGCGGGUACCGGAGAAAACUACUCGUCCUAACAUAGUGCUGCUACCGGAGAAGAGAUUCGAAGCUUGUUUGCGCAAAAUAUUCGUAUUUGUACCCUAGUGCGGUAUUGUAAACAUUUAUCUUGAGGCUAAAUUAUUAAGUGGAUUUUAGUGGUACAAAUUCAGAGGAUUAACUGGGGCUUUGGUGAGAGUGGUGUACCUAAAGUAUGUGAUUAUUGCUGCACUUAGCAUUGAUGUAUUGUUGAUUUUCCAACUUGACGGACCAAGUGGAUUGAACUGGCUAUUACAUAAUUGUGCUCAGCAGGAAAGUCUACAGGAAGGGUUUCUUUUACUCUCCCCUAACAGCUGUUUGCUCUGCGGUCGCCAUUGUAUGUUCAUACUUUGCUCUGUCCGUAAUAAGUACCAAUUGACGCGAGGAGUAGAAAAUAAUUGGGUGGCUUCGAGCACACUGGUGCUAAUUAUUGUGUGCUUUUAUUAAGCAAGCUGUUUUAAAAACUAAAUAAUAAACAAGGCUGCUGGAACGGUCGUGAAAAGUGGAAAACAUUUUCUCGGAAUACAGGAUUAUACCGGACGCAAACAGUUUCUUUUAGACAACCAACAAUGGUCUUUGUGAGUUCGGCAGUGCUGGGAGCAGCUGCUGGGACGGGACUCGCUCUGCUGGUUGCAGUGACGAUUGUGAUGUACCGGUAUUACGUCGUGCGGCGUAAAGGAAAGGAGUGGGCUGAGCUGGAUCGGUUGGAGGAAAAGAAGGCAGCGAGAAAAAUUAAUCUGCAGGAAUGUAGCGUUAUUAGUGGCUCCCAUCCGGUACAACCAGCAUGUAACAUUUCACCGCAUAUGUUGGAAGGGAAAAGCAAAGCCGGCCCAGUGGAUGUAAGUUCCAGUCCAUUACAACCCAGCAUGGACCAGAAAAAGACGUACUCCGGACAGCAGAAGCCAUCCACAUCGGCUUCCAGGAAUAACAGCUUGGAAAGUGUACACUCGCGAGUCUCGAGUUGUCGUGAAGCAUCAUCCAAAUUUACGUCAAACGCAAAUCCUGAAACUAGGUCAACAAUUUCGGACAACUUUGUUAUACAGAAAUCUCGAUCACCCAAUCGAAUGAGGACCUACAGUUUAGAGGGGAAGCUUCCGUUAGGUCAGGAUUACGAAAGUCGAUCUCCGAAAGCAUCUCAAGGCAGUUUGACUUCGGUGGUAAGCGUUAAUCCCAGGGAUAUAAAUGUUUCGAAGAAAAGAAACAGCACUGUUUCUAGUGCAACAUUACCCCGCCCAGGAGAGUUCAUUACUCCAGACAGUCCCAGUGGAUCAAUACGGUCGGAUAGCAGCCGAUCUCCAAGAAGGCGUGUACCGAUAAUAAUGGCCGCUAAUGACAUCAACACCGUGAUGGGAAGGUUUAAUUUGAGAUUGAAAUAUGAUGGUAACCAAGAGGAAUUGCUUGUCCAUCUGGUAGAAGCUCAGGAAUUGACACCACCUACGGAGAAUGGCUUUCGAGAUCCCUACGUGAGGAUGUUCUUGGAUAGUGAUGAAGAACAUCGAACGCUGCAGACUGCUAUUCAUCGUGCAGAGACUCACCCAUUUUUUGACCAACACUUCUCGUUUCCCUUGAAGCCUAGGAAUCUGGUUAGGAUCAACUUUAUUUUGCAGCUACUGGACUACGACCGUUUUUCCCAUGACGAGGUCAUUGGCGAGAUUCGAUUUCUUCUCAAUACGUUGGAUCUGUCUGGCUGUGAAAUUUGGGGAGACUUAAUUGCAGUUAGGAAGCCAAUGGAAAAUUCAGCGGAAUUAUUGAUUUCAUUAAGCUAUUUACCACAGGCAGAACGACUUACGGUCGUAGUUAUGAAAGCAAAGAAUCUGAAUGUUGUGCAUGAACCGUUCGUGAAGCUUUAUUUGAUAGUCAACGACAAGCGUGCAAAAAAACGUAAGACUAGUGCUAUUCGAGCAACGGACCCAGCAAAUCCCAUUUGGAACGAGGCAUUUACCUUUGAUCUACCAGCAUCACAAAUGCAGGACGCAGGAAUAGAACUGUUUGUGACGUCCAACGAAGGAGAACUCCGUGAACCUGGUUGUGCAAUUGGAUUACAGGAAGGAGGUACUGGCUCACAGCACUGGCAGGAUAUGAUGCAGAACAAUCGCAAACCAAUUGCCAUGUGGCAUGUGUUGAGAUAAAAAGUUAUAACUGCAUCGUGACUCUUGUUUGGUGUUAUGCAUACACAUUGUUGAAUUUUUUUUUAUACAGGGAAUUAUUAUUAUCACGAUUUUUUUAUCCACCCAGAUUGAAACUUUCCAGCCAAGGUUUCAAUCAGUGCAGUUUUUAUAGUAGCCAAAUAUCAUUAUAGAUCAAACUAUUAUUGUUACGAAGAAGUUAUUUUUAAUAAAAGUUUAUAAUUGCAAAACGGAUGACUGAUGAAGUCAAAUGGUUGAAUAAAGAUAUCAAGUAUCUAAUGUCAAACUGCACAAACCAUAAUCUAUUGCUUAACCACACAAUUUACAGGUUUCAUAAAUCCUGUACUGUACUUAAAAUCCUAAGACGGCCAUUUAAUGUCAGUAAGAUAGAUAUCAACUCAGCAAUGAUUUGAUUUUAAAAUAGCACGGAUUGAACUAAUAGGCACUAUAUUCAUAGUCUGACGGAUUAAAAAUCCGGCAAAUUGGCAGCUUCGAUUUAUGCAUUACAAAUCUGGAACCCCGUGAAUAUGUUCAAGCCUUUGCAGAACAUGUUCGUUUUACGCAUUAUAUAUAUGUUUUUAUCUGCGCAGUAUCAAUUGUAUGCGGAAUAGGAGGAUAUGUUUAAAAAGGAUAUCGAACCCUUACACUUAAUGUGUGAAAUUGCCUUUUUAUUCAUAAGUCGUUUAUAAAUUCCUUCAAAUAUGCUUUAUUUUUUGUUCGAAUAUGCUCGAUUGGCUUCCAAUAUUGUCUCCGCCAAACUAUGAAUAUAGUGACUAUGACUAUAAUUGAACUCAGUAUCUUGCACUGCUCUAAAAUUUACAAAUACCACACGUUAAAUAAUGUUGGUAGACUGAGUUUUUGCUACGGCAAAUCAAGAACUUAUGAUUCAGAAACUCAUGCUUAGUUUAUGUAAUUUUAUCAAGAAAUAGAGUAGCAUCAGUCAGCAGGACGGAAAAGAUAUAUAUGUAUAUAUUGACAAGUAUUAGAGCUUAAAUAUAAAUAUUCAUAUAUCCACAAUAAAGGGAAUUUUAUAAAUUUUAUGGAAACAUAAAAAAACAAAACACAAAUGGAUGUGAAUUUUUAAAAGUGAUUUAUUUUAUACAAACAAUAUUUGCCUGAUGUGAAGAAACAAUUCGUAAUAUGUCUAUUAGCAUAGUGUUUCGCGAAAACAAAAACCCAGGAUAGAAUGUAGCUAUUCUAUCAUAAGUGAUGCUUGUGUCUAGAUUGAAAGCUGUUAGAUAGCUAGUAAAUAUGCUAAAUAUGAGCACGUAAGCCAAUUUACUGGUAGCAAGAACUGAUUAGUUUGAUUUACUAAGCUCAUUGCUCCAUUUUUUCUUACAUUCCAGCACUAAACAAAUCCCUUGAAGGUUUUUUUUUUAAUUUAAUAAAAAUAUAUUUUCUUCUUCAAUGCACAAUGGAUAAUCCAUGAAAUCAACCCAGAGACCAUAAAUUAAUGUUGCGGGAGGUUGUGUUGUGAACUUCAGCAACAUGAUUUUGACGUGACUAACUAUAUAUAUGAUACUUUACAAAUGGGCAAUGUUGUAAUCUGUAGGUUUAGUAUAUUGAAAUCA